Nasonia vitripennis (jewel wasp) is the source of this 1341-nucleotide messenger RNA. Its product is annotated as calphotin-like. The record is from RefSeq and is a predicted model, not a curated record. The coding region runs from base 1 to 1059 and encodes 352 amino acids. The transcript is spliced from 5 exons. Lineage: Eukaryota; Metazoa; Arthropoda; Insecta; Hymenoptera; Pteromalidae.
AUGUUCAAGCUCGUCGCUCUGUUCGCCCUCGUGGCCGUCGCCGCCGCCAAGCCCGGCUUCCUGCACGCCCCAGCUCUCGCCGUGGCCCCAGCCAUCGAGACCCGCACCUCCGUGAUCGGCGAGACGACCGUCGAGUCCCACGGCAACAGCGUGGUCCACGCUAGCGCCCCAGUGGUGACCAGCUACGCCGCUGCCCCAGCCAUCGUCGAGACCAAGACCGCCAUCCUGCCCGCUGCCAUCCCCGCUCCGGCCAUCCGCACCUCCGUCAUCGCCGAGAAGACCAUCGAGUCCCACGGCAACUCCAUCGUCCACGGCAGCGCACCCGUGAUCACCAGCUACGCCGCCCCAGCCAUCGCCACCUACGCCGCUCCGGCUUACGCCACCUACGCCACCUACGCCGCCCCCGCUCACUUUGCCUACGCUGCCCCAGCCUGGAGCGAUAUAAGGUGUAACACAGAGCAAGCCAUGAUUCCUUGGGUAUUGAUUUCUCUCUUGGCCAUUGUCGCCGCUAAACCAAAUGCGCCGUCAGUAAUACUGAGCACUAAUGACAUUAGUUCUGUUGCGACAGGCUCAACGGACAAUACGGUAUUUUCACAAACUGUCGAAGCGCAUAAAACCAAUAUAAUCCAUGAUUAUAGACCGCUCGAUAACUCCGCAUUACCGAACAGCUAUUUAAAACCCGACCAAGAUACAAAUUAUCCUAAUGCGCAAUUAGUGCGCAAGCAUGUAGCGACCCCCUACGGACAUCACGGAUUCAAUCUGGGACACAUCGGACAACUGUUUAAUCAGCAUCAUGCCCCAGCUGCUUCGUACUUCUGGUAUCCACCCGUCGCGCCUCUACUACCACCAGCUCCAAUACCAGCUCCAGCUCCGGCUCCAGCUCCUACUCCUACUCCAGCCCCUGCUCAACAAACUCCAGGAGAACCUAUGCCGGUCACGAUACCCAUCAUUCCUUUUGCCGCACAACUGCUCAACCAACUAUUCUGGAUGCCUCUAGAACAACUUCUGAUUAACGUCAACCAAUCCCUGCUCCAAGCACCAAAGAACGAAAAAAAAUAGUUAGAGUAAAAAUAUCGUAACAAAGGAAUGUGCGAAAAUUAUAGCGUACAGAAAGAAAACAUUUUUUAUAAAGGCUUUAAAAUAUCGUUUAAAAUACACUUUGAUGAUUAUGCUCAACGAAACGACUUUGGUUUCAUUUAUUAUUAUUUUUGUACAUUUUAGCAGCCUUUAGCAAUUUGAAGAGUUUAGUGACGGAAAAAAGCUGGACCAAAACUGAACGAUACAUGAAUUGAAGUUAAGUUUGUAUUAGCUUCGCAACGACUUUUAAUAAAAAUUUUUAUC